Messenger RNA from Iphiclides podalirius (scarce swallowtail), 240 nucleotides. NCBI's taxonomy places the organism in Eukaryota, Metazoa, Arthropoda, Insecta, Lepidoptera, Papilionidae. The record is from the annotation of a GenBank genome assembly.
AUGCGAAGACAAACCUUCCAACCUCCCCACUAUGGCGCGUCCCGUUCGCUCAUCCCCGAAGACGUUAGACUAUACCCAGAAGAGUCAAUUACGAACGACCUACGCGCAACUAAGCCGCGAGCGCUAAACUUAACGUACGGGGGCGUCCACUGGUCGGCCAGUGGCGGCCAACUAGCGGUGGACACGCUGAACGCUCAGCGGCGACCCUACGCUAACCUCCUUACUUUAACUUACUUUAUU